This is a messenger RNA of Salvelinus sp. IW2-2015, 1055 nucleotides long. RefSeq lists its product as uncharacterized. The record is from RefSeq and is a predicted model, not a curated record. Gene Ontology annotation, molecular function: nucleic acid binding. Gene Ontology annotation, biological process: DNA integration. NCBI's taxonomy places the organism in Eukaryota, Metazoa, Chordata, Actinopteri, Salmoniformes, Salmonidae.
UCCGGCAGCAUCAUCAUCACCUCUGAGAACGUUUAGCUAGCUAGUUGUGCCUCGUAUUUUAUAUUUGUUCAUUUCACACAGAGACAAAAAUGCCAACACUGUGUUCAGCAUACAACUGCAAAAAUCGCGGUCCCAACGCUGAUGUAGGAUUUUUUAGUUUCCCCAAAAAUGACCCUGAAAGACGCAAGCGAUGGAUUAUUAAUAUGAAGUGGAAAGACUGGAAUCCGCAACACCACCACCGUGUGUGCUCCAUUCACUUUGAAGACAAGUACAUUUGCCGGAUGGACAAACGUCAACGUCUCACGCCAGACGCAGUCCCGACCAUUUUUGACUUCCCAGAGAACUUUCAAAAGAAAAAGGCAUCCAUCCACCCACAGAGUAGAAGAGCCAGGAGUGAUGGGUUGCCAGAGAAGUAUACUGCUGCCCCUGCUGUUACAGUGGCCGAAAUGGUAACAACACCAAGCCCCACCAUCACAUCAGAGACAAGCAAGCUGGCUAAAGACAAUACUAAAGCUCCAGAAAAAGUUACCUCUUCAAGUUGGUAUAUCCAUGUAGAUGAAGAAAUCCAAAUGGCUGAAUCCCUCCCAGGUUUCUUCCACAGUGAUUACUGUCUACCACACAGUAUUCGCUGGGGAUUCAAAGAUGAUGUUGCCCCUAAGGUGGCAUGUGAGAACAUGGAGUUCCAACUUCCACCCCUCAAGCACAUAAUAGAGAUCACAGAGGCAUGGGAGUGGCUGGGUAUGGACAUUAGAGGGCCACUGCCCCUAACACCGAACGGACACCAGUACGUUCUGACCUUGACAGACUUCUACUCCAAAUGGGUGGAGGCCUUCCCCCUGAGAGGUUGUAGCUCUACUGAGGUAGCACAGCAUGUAGCUGAAGUCAUCUCUCACUUUGGCUUCCCUUUUGGAAUCCUUGUUCGACUAAAGAGGAAGUUUACCAGUAAGGUGAGGCAAAAUAUAUUUUGUCACAUACUUACUGUUACACAUACCUUGCAACAAUCUUGAGGUUGGUUUAUAUAUGCACUAGCGUUUAAUAGGUCCAGAGUGGUUCAU